AUGACUGAGCUGAAGGCAAAGAAUUCCCGGGCUCCCCACGCAGCAGGAGGCGCGCCCUCGCCCACUGGGGUCGAAUCCCCCCUGCUGGGACGUCCGGACGCGGGCCCCUUCCAGGGAACCCAGACCUCAGACACUUCACAGGUAGUCUCGGCCAUACCUAUCUCCCUGGACGGUCUGCUCUACUCUAGGUCGUGCCAGGGUCAGAAUCCCCCAGACCGGAAGACGCUGGAUCAGCAGUCGCUGUCAGAGGUGGAGGGCGCGUACUCCGGAGUUGAAGCCGCAAGGGGUGCAGGAAGCGGCAAUCCUAGAGUCCCAGAAAAGGACAGCGGGCUGUUGGACAGUGUUUUGGACACGCUUCUGGCGCCCUCGGGGCCGGGGCAGAGCCACGCCAGCCCUCCCACUUGCGAGGCCACCAGCCCUUGGUUUCUGUUUGGCCCAGAGCUUCCCGAAGACCCUCGUGGUGCCCCUGGCACCAAGGGGGUGCUGGCCCCGCUCAUGAACCGGCCUGAGAGCAAGUCUGGUGACAGCUCCUCCGGAACAGGAACGGCCCAUAAGGUGCUGCCUAGGGGCCUGUCACCGUCCCGGCAGCUGCUGCUCCCGACCUCUGGAAGCCCUCACUGGCCUGGGGCCGCAGUGAAACCUUCGCAGCUAGCUGCCGCAGUGGAGGUUGAGGAGGAGGAUGGCCCGGAGUCCGAGGGCUCCACGGGUCCACUUUUGAAGGGCAAACCUAGGGUUCCGGGAAGCACAGUGGCCGGAGGAGGAGUCGCAGCCAGCGCGCCUGGAGCGGCUGCAGGAGGCGUCACCCUUGUCCCGAAGGAAGAUUCCCGCUUUUCGGCGCCCAGAGUCGCCUUGGCAGAGCAGGAUGCGCCGGUGGCGCCCGGGCGCUCCCCGCUGGCCACCACAGUGGUGGAUUUUAUCCACGUGCCUAUCCUGCCCCUCAACCAUGCCUUCCUGGCCGCCCGCACCCGGCAGCUGCUGGAAGGGGAGAGUUACGACGGCGGGGCCGCUACCUCCAGUGCCUUUGCCCCGCCACGGGGAUCGCCCUCAUCCUCCUCUACCCCAGUCCCUUGUAGCGACUUCCCUGACUGCACGUACCCUCCCGAGUCGGAACCCAAAGAUGACGCGUUCCCUCUCUAUGGCGACUUCCAGCCGCCAGCCCUGAAGAUCAAGGAGGAAGAGGAAGGAGGCGCGGAGGCUGCCGUGCGCUCCCCGCGUCCGUACCUAGUGGCCAGUUCCAACUCUGCCUCCUUUCCGGAUUUCCCACUGGCGCCGCCGCCGCGAGCGCCCUCAUCCAAACCCGGGGAAGCGGUGGUGGCGGGCACAGCAGCCAGUGCCUCUGUCUCGUCCGCGUCCUCAUCGGGGUCGACCCUGGAGUGCAUCCUGUACAAAGCAGAGGGCGCGCCGCCCCAGCAGGGCCCUUUUGCGCCAUUGCCCUGCAAGCCUCCUGCCGCCGGCGCCUGCCUGCUCCCACGGGACGGCUUGCCCUCCACCUCCGCCUCUGCCGCCGCUGCCGCCGGGCCGCCACCUGCGCUGUACCCUCCGCUCGGCCUCAACGGACUGCCGCAGCUGGGCUACCAAGCCACUGUGCUUAAGGAAGGCCUGCCGCAGGUCUACCCACCGUAUCUCAACUAUCUGAGGCCAGAUUCAGAAGCAAGCCAGAGCCCACAGUACAGCUUUGAAUCAUUACCUCAGAAGAUUUGUUUAAUAUGUGGGGAUGAAGCAUCAGGCUGUCAUUAUGGUGUCCUUACCUGUGGGAGCUGCAAGGUCUUCUUUAAAAGGGCAAUGGAAGGACAGCAUAACUAUUUAUGUGCUGGAAGAAAUGACUGCAUUGUUGAUAAAAUCCGCAGAAAAAACUGCCCAGCGUGUCGCCUUAGAAAGUGCUGCCAGGCUGGCAUGGUCCUUGGAGGUCGAAAGUUUAAAAAGUUCAAUAAAGUCAGAGUUAUGAGAGCACUGGAUGGUGUUGCUCUCCCCCAGCCAGUGGGUAUUUCGAAUGAAAGCCAAGCUCUAAGCCAGAGAAUCACUUUCUCACCAACUCAAGAAAUACAGUUGCUCCCCUCGCUGAUCAGCCUGUUGAUGAACAUUGAACCAGAAGUAGUCUAUGCAGGACAUGACAACACAAAACCGGACACGUCCAGCUCUUUGUUGACCAGUCUUAAUCAACUAGGUGAAAGACAACUUCUUACAGUAGUCAAGUGGUCGAAAUUACUACCAGGUUUUAGAAACUUACAUAUUGAUGACCAGAUAACUCUUAUUCAGUACUCUUGGAUGAGUUUAAUGGUGUUUGGACUAGGAUGGAGAUCCUACAAACACGUCAGUGGGCAAAUGUUAUAUUUUGCACCUGAUCUAAUACUAAAUGAGCAGCGGAUGAAAGAGUUGUCCUUCUAUUCAUUAUGCCUUACAAUGUGGCAGAUUCCACAGGAGUUUGUCAAACUUCAAGUUACCCAUGAAGAAUUCCUCUGUAUGAAAGUACUGCUACUUCUUAAUACAAUUCCUUUGGAAGGACUAAGAAGUCAAAGCCAGUUUGAAGAGAUGAGAUCAAGCUACAUUAGAGAGCUCAUCAAAGCAAUUGGUUUGAGGCAGAAAAGUGUUGUCUCUAGUUCACAGCGUUUCUAUCAACUCACAAAACUUCUCGAUAGCUUGCAUGAUCUUGUCAAACAACUUCAUCUAUACUGCUUGAACACAUUUAUCCAGUCCCGGACACUGAGCGUUGAAUUUCCAGAAAUGAUGUCUGAAGUUAUUGCUGCACAGUUACCCAAGAUCUUGGCAGGGAUGGUGAAACCUCUUCUCUUUCAUAAAAAAUGAAUGUCAGUUUUUCUUUCAAAAACAUUGAAUCUGUGGUAUGUGAUUGUUUUGGUUAGGAUUAUGAGGUCUUGCGUCUUUAUAUUCUUCUGAAAGCCUUACAUUUAUAACAUAUCAUAUUGUGUAAAUUUGAGAAAAAAUGUGAUUCUAACUUUCCUUUGUAAAGCAUCACUCAAAUUUUAAGUGUUUUUGUGUGUCCAUAGUUUCUUCUAGAGUUUACAAGAUUGAAAGAUUGAUGAAGUAAAUGCUAUCUUAUCCAUAUUAUUUCAUACCAUUUAGGUGAGGAUUUUUAACUUUUGCAUCAAACAAAAUUUCUACUUUAGAGAAAAAAACUCACGUGUCAUUAAAAGCUAUUAUAUAUACUACUUUUGGAUAGUUCCCUUUGCCCUUCUGGUUAUAUUUUAGAAAAAUUAAACUUUAAAUGGCAGGUAAAAUUUAAACAAAAAAAAAUUUAUAACCUUAACCAGAUUUUCAGAAGCAUUUGAAUGCAAAAAGUAUAGAAACAGAGUUUAAAAACCACAAAUAGAUUGCUGUUUCUCAAAUUAGUCAAAACAGCCCACAUGUUAAAUUAUUUCCCAGAUCAGAAACACAGAUCUCUAGUAAGGAAAUGAAUAAGUAGCCAUGUUGUGGUAACAAUACUGGGGAUUUUGUAGGUUUUUUAUUAAACCUUUUUUUGGGGAAGGGGGUUGUCCUCAAAUAAAGUACUGCAAAUAGAAAAUAGAGGUCAGAAGAGUCUGUGACCUAAUUCCACUCCUUACCAUUGGUGGCAUGUGGAAAAGUCACUCAACCUUACUGAUUCUCAAUUUCUAAUCUUUAAAAGUAGUGUAAUGAUAUCUUUCCUGCCAAAUGCUUCUUUUGGCCAGAAUUUCUUAUUAUCAUCUUCUCAAACCAAAGAUAUAUAUAUAUAUUUUUUUUUUCUCUACUGCUCAAACAGUUGAGGAUGGUGUUUUUCUGUGAAGCAUAAUAGAUGAAUCUCAGGUUGAAAAUUUUUGUGAGUGCCUCUGAUCCAAAUCUAAAGGAUGCUUCAGGAAAUAGAUGAAUCUCAGGUUGAAAAUUUUUGAGAACCUCUGACAUAAUUCUAUGAGAGCUGCUUCAGGAAAUACUAGAUAAUGACUUAAAACAAUCCACUCAAUUACAAUAACUAGAAAACACACAAUUCACAUUGUUACUUGAAUUGAAAAUAUUCCUUUGGAAGACAGACAAGAGUAAUUUUUCUGUGGUGAGUCACUGGUGAUCCUUUCUUAAAAAAGAAAAAAAAAUAUAUAUAUAUAUAAAAGAAAAGAAUAUAUACAUAGUUAGUAUUUGAUAUAUGUACCAACUGUUCAUUAGACCUACGUGGCACAUAGAAUAUGUACAUUUGCCAAGCUCCUACUGCAGGUGAAAUCCAAUCAAAAUUAAAUAUUUUAUUUUCUAAGGUAAUUUUAUAUUAUUUUUAGGCAUAUAUAUAUGUAUGUACAAAAUUUUUAACAAUUCAGAUUUUUUCCUAAAUUUCUUCAAAAGUGGGAAUAUUGCUAUCUUACAAAUAAAUAUUGCUAUCUUCUUGUGCGGAUUAAUAAUUGUUCAUGAAAAAAUUAAACUUUGAAAACAAUAUAGAAAGAUUUCUAUAUGAAAGUUUCUGAUUUCUGAAUGCAUAUUAAAAUUACCCCAUUUCUUCAACUGAUAAAUACAGUUUAUCAAGGGACAAUAACAUAAGAAUAUUCUUAAUACCUACAGGACCUUUAAAACAAAAUGAUUUCAUUUGAUUAAAAUGAUUUUAUUUGAUUAAAAGUUGGUAUAAUUAUGUUACCAUAGUGAUUUUUAA
Messenger RNA from Sciurus carolinensis (gray squirrel), 4600 nucleotides. RefSeq names its product progesterone receptor (gene Pgr). The coding region runs from base 1 to 2802 and encodes 933 amino acids. Gene Ontology annotation, biological process: steroid hormone receptor signaling pathway; regulation of DNA-templated transcription. The transcript has 8 exons. The record is from RefSeq and is a predicted model, not a curated record. Lineage: Eukaryota; Metazoa; Chordata; Mammalia; Rodentia; Sciuridae. Gene Ontology annotation, molecular function: zinc ion binding; nuclear steroid receptor activity; DNA-binding transcription factor activity. Gene Ontology annotation, cellular component: nucleus.